Messenger RNA from Symphalangus syndactylus (siamang), 991 nucleotides. RefSeq names its product forkhead box I2 (gene FOXI2). Gene Ontology annotation, biological process: anatomical structure morphogenesis; regulation of transcription by RNA polymerase II; cell differentiation. Lineage: Eukaryota; Metazoa; Chordata; Mammalia; Primates; Hylobatidae. The record is from RefSeq and is a predicted model, not a curated record. Gene Ontology annotation, molecular function: DNA-binding transcription factor activity, RNA polymerase II-specific; RNA polymerase II cis-regulatory region sequence-specific DNA binding.
GGCACCGCUGGCCCAGGCCAGGGCGCGGCUGGACAUGGACACCUACUGCGACGACCUGGGCCCCUCCUCGGCCCCGCCAGGCCAGGCCCGGGCCACCGCGCACCCGCCGGGCUAUGAGCCAGGGGAUCUGGGCGCGGUGAGCGGGGGCCCGCUCCUGUGGGUGAACGCGCCAGCGCUCAGCCCCAAGUCCUACGCUUCGGGUCCCGGGCCCGCGCCGCCCUACGCGGCCCCGGGCUACGGGGCUCCCGGCCCGCUCCUCGGCGCCCCGGGCGGCCUGGCGGGAGCCGACUUCGCCUGGCUGAGCAUCUCCGGCCAGCAGGAGCUGCUGAGGCUGGUGCGGCCGCCCUAUUCCUACUCGGCGCUCAUCGCCAUGGCCAUCCAGAGCGCGCCGCUGCGGAGGCUGACGCUCAGCCAGAUCUACCAGUACGUGGCUGGCAAUUUCCCUUUCUACAAGCGCAGCAAGGCGGGCUGGCAGAACUCCAUCCGCCACAACCUGUCGCUCAACGACUGCUUCAAGAAGGUGCCCCGCGACGAGGACGACCCAGGUAAAGGCAAUUACUGGACCCUGGACCCCAACUGCGAGAAGAUGUUUGACAACGGGAACUUCCGAAGGAAGAGGAAGAGGAGAGCUGAAGCCAGCGCGGCCGCGCCCUCGGGAGCCAGGAGCGGGGGAGGGGCCGAGGCGCCGGCGCUGGAGCCCCCUAGCGCGGCUUGCCUGGACCUGCAGGCCUCGCCCUCUCCAUCCGCACCCGAGGCCGCCACCUGCUUCUCGGGUUUCGCCUCGGCUAUGAGCGCCCUGGCUGGCGGCCUUGGCACCUUCCCCGGGGGCCUGGCGGGCGACUUUUCUUUCGGGAGGCCGCCGCCGACCGUCACCGCCCACGCUCCCCAGACCCUUAGCGCCUCGCCUGGCUUCGCCCCUGGCCACCAGACCGCGGCCACUGGCUUCCGCGUCAGUCACCUCCUCUACAGCCGGGAAGGGACCGAAGUUUGA